GUGAAAAUUACUUCGUGCCCUAGCUCAGAGUUAAGGUGUGAGCACGGUUGCUCCUUUCUCCUCCUCUCGGCAUUUUACAGUUUGACACUAGUACCUGCUUCUGAGCUUUUCCGACGAGAUGUCAUCGGACUCUCCUCAGAAGCGAGUCGUGGAAUCAGUCGACGAAAUCCAUGAUAAGGAUUCCGACGGUCAUCGGGGAAAGCGAUCCAAGAUUGACAAGCCCUUCACCGGCGUCUCCAGCUCCGUUCGAGACACGGAAACUUCACCGAGCUCUCUCGUCUCUGAUGAUAAAGCACACGAUGUUUUACAGCCGAAAGGCGACCAAGCCGGUGACCAUCCGGAGGCUAUCUGCUCUCCAGCACCACAAGCGCUUUCGCCCAAACAUUUGGCUCCAGAACAUGUUCAGGACCCUCCCCAGCAAUGCCACAAAAAUAAUGACAAGGUCUUGCAGAGCACUCAGGAAGAUAAGGCAGAAUAUAUAUGCUUCGGGAUGCUAACGUGGGAUAGCUGA
Molecule: messenger RNA, 511 nt
Organism: Aspergillus costaricaensis CBS 115574
Lineage: Eukaryota; Fungi; Ascomycota; Eurotiomycetes; Eurotiales; Aspergillaceae
Exons: 3
Coding region: 119-511 (130 amino acids)
Source: RefSeq, a predicted model, not a curated record